AUGGAUAAGCUCGUAAGACCUGUUUUCACCUUAGAAUUGAAUUAUAAAAUUGUGCCAGGCCUAGUUACAUUGGGUAAAUAUGAUGGCACACAUCCCUGUGUUACUGCAGCUACUACUACAGAUAAGGUUCUUAUACAUAGCCCCCAUAGGAGGAACACUUCUAGCUCUGGAAGGUUACAACAAUCGGAAAGUAACAGAGAACUUGCAACGUUAAAUAUCAAUCAUACCAUAACAUCAUUAACCACCGGACAGUUGCUACCAAAUGAUGAGAAAGAUAUUUUAGUUAUAGGUACAAGCACUCACAUACUUGUGUAUCACGUCCAUGAUAACAAAGACGUCUUUUAUAAAGAUUGUGAAGAUGGAAUCAAAUCUGUCACUAUUGGAUCGUUUGGAGAUAGUAAGUCACCUAUUGUCCUGGUAGGAGGAAACUCUUCAGUUCGUGGUUACGACCAUACAGGAAACGAAGUAUUCUGGACUGCAAUCGGAGACAUUGUCACAUCUAUGAUAUUAAUAGACUAUAACAAAGAUGGGUUAAACGAGUUAGUUGUAAGUUCAGAAGACUUCUACAUUCGAGUGUUCAAGGGAGACCAAGUCAUAGCUGAACAUGUUGAAACAGAAGUGGUGACAAAUUUGAUGGUUUUACCAGAAAAUCGAUUUGCUUAUUCGGUUUCAAACGGGACCCUUGGUGUGUACGAACAAGAUGUAAGGUUGUGGAGAGUUAAGUCAAAAAAUUUCGCUAUAGACAUGCGUGCAUACGAUUUAUUGGGUCAGUCUUCGAUGCAGUUGAUAACAGGAUGGUCGAAUGGCAAAAUUGAUUGCAGGGCUAUUAAAACAGGAGAAGUACUGUUCAAAGAUUCCAUGAGUUCCGGUAUUUCGGGUAUUGUUGAGGGAGAUUACAGGUCCAUAGGGAAGGCAGACAUUAUCUGCGUCGCCAGCGAAGGAGAAGUUCGUGGUUACACAACUACAAAAACCUUGUCUAGUAGUGUAGAUGGUUCUGGAAAUGAACAAGAUAUAGUAAGAGAGCUUCUAGCUCAAAAACAGUCACUAAUUAUGGAACUGAAACACUACGAAAACAAUAUGAAAUACAACGAAAAUGCUGUCAAUGAAACUGAAAGUUAUGAAAAUAGUGGCGUAAUACCAGCUUGCACACGAUUGCAAAUUGCUAUUAAUACUAAUGAUGCUGCUACCAAGCCUCAUAUUGAGGUCUACAUAUCGACCAACAACUCCACCAUAAUAAAGUCAGUGAUAAUUUUUGCUGAAGGCAUUUUUAAAGGUGAGACACACGUGGUUCAUCCACCUCUGUCCAAAUUGAGCUCAGAGCUGUCGAUACCGCUGACAUUGCCUAAGGAUAAUCCUGUGGACAUACACAUUAAGGCUUUAGUUGGAUAUCCGAAUAGUAUCCAGUUCCACGUCUUCGAGAUAACCAGACAACUCCCGCGUUUUUCCAUGUAUGCCCUUAAAGAAAUCAGCGAACAAGUUAAACCAGAGGGUUCUGUACACUUCAAAGUGAAUGACCGUCUGCAGAGGAUAUGCAUGUGGAUCAAUCAAAACUUUCUGUUCCCCUCUGACGUUGAAUUUGACUCAGGUCCCAAUCUGACUCUGAACUUGAAAUGCCUACGAGACGAUUCUCCCUUGGUGAUGAUGUUUGAAAUAUCUGGUAAAGUAACCAUUUACACUAACAACAUGUUUUUGGCUGCUGAUCUUGUGCAGUCGUUGGCGGUUUAUUUGAAUAUUGAUAAUUUGGAGUCGAGAGCUUCAUUUCCAAAUGAGGAACAAAAUCUGAAGGCAUUGAUGGAGAAGCUGACUGACAUACAGGAUGCUCGGCUGAGAUUAAGCACAGAUGUGGCUGAUAGGUUGGGACAAAUUAGGAAUCUUAUUAUAAGAGCAGAAGACAGUAGACUGAAUGAUAUAAAAGAGAUGCCUGUGUAUUACAAUGAGCUGAACACUGUCAAUAAGGAGCUCAUAAAUGGGUACAAUAUAAGAUUGCAAAACUAUAAUGAAGGCGUAGAAACUAUGAAAAAAAUUAAUGCAAUCAUUCAAAAGGCCUCUAGAUUACGAGUUGGGCAGAGGUCGUCUAUUAUGAUCAGUCAUUGUCGGAAUGUUAUAGAAACUAAUAACACCGAGGGACUAAUUAAAAUCAUUCGUACUGGUGAAUUAUAAGCGGAUACUGUUAAUAAUAAAUUUACUACUAUUUUCCAGUUUUAUUUUCUACAAAAUUUAAUGUAAGUUUUA
Molecule: messenger RNA, 2232 nt
Organism: Anoplophora glabripennis (Asian longhorned beetle)
Lineage: Eukaryota; Metazoa; Arthropoda; Insecta; Coleoptera; Cerambycidae
Product: Bardet-Biedl syndrome 2 protein homolog
Exons: 10
Coding region: 1-2160 (719 amino acids)
Biological process (GO): non-motile cilium assembly
Cellular component (GO): BBSome; neuron projection; membrane
Molecular function (GO): protein binding
Source: RefSeq, a predicted model, not a curated record